CCUCCAUUCCCGCCGGCUGAGUUGUCAAAGAAGAUGACAAUGAAAAAUAGUGAGGAAAAAAAAACGAUUAAUUAUCAGUUCUUGUAGUCUUUGUUUUGAAAUAGAGUCCUUCCCUUUGAUGUUCGUUCAAAUCACAUCUUUCCCUCGUAAUUACUUACAUUUGACUUCGCUUUCAAGAAAAAUGACUAGUACCGAUGAUCCGAUUCCGACGAAAACUGCCUCAAGUACUUUGCCCAAGCCAACGGCACCGCCUGCUAGAAACGUGGAGAACCAGACGCCGGCGUCCGGGCUUGGGGCUCUGGGGAUCCUGGGACGAUUGAGGACACAGGAUCAGCUGAAGAUAGGAUCGUUGGCUUUAAGAGGAUUGGGUUUUCUGUUUUCAUUUCUUGCUUUUAUUAUCAUGGCCACCAACAACUACGGCGAUGGGCAAAAUUUCGACAAUUAUGAAGAAUACAGGUAUGUUUUGGCGAUGGCGAUUAUGUCAACAAUAUAUACAGUGGCACAACUUGUGCGGCAAGUUCACGAGCUGUUUACUGGAAGACAAUUAUUUCCGCCACGGAAUUUGGCGUUGCUUGACUUCUUGGGUGAUCAGAUUAUGGCAUACUUGUUGAUAUCUGCAUUAUCAUCAGCAAUUCCCAAAACAAAUAGGAUGCGAGAGGAGAAAGACACCAUAUUCACGGACAACUCUGCUGCAGCAAUUAGCAUGGAAUUCUUCGCAUUCCUCGCACUUGCAUUUUCUGCCCUUAUCUCUGGUUAUAAACUAUCUAAUGAUUCUAAUCAAUCAUAUGUCUAAGGAAAAGGGAAAAAAAAUCUUUGUUUUGUAACAAAGUUUUUUCUUCGCGUUACUAGAUUCAACUUGUAGUGCUAAAGAGUAUGAUUAAUCUUACCAAACUUUGAAGACUUAAACUAAAGUAUUCAAUGAGUUUAAUUCAGUCGAGUUUCUAAUAAAAUUUUAUUGCCAAUCAAAAAAAAA
Messenger RNA from Rhododendron vialii, 973 nucleotides. RefSeq names its product CASP-like protein 4B1. The record is from RefSeq and is a predicted model, not a curated record. The coding region runs from base 119 to 793 and encodes 224 amino acids. The transcript is spliced from 3 exons. NCBI's taxonomy places the organism in Eukaryota, Viridiplantae, Streptophyta, Magnoliopsida, Ericales, Ericaceae.